Molecule: messenger RNA, 474 nt
Organism: Cladophialophora bantiana CBS 173.52
Lineage: Eukaryota; Fungi; Ascomycota; Eurotiomycetes; Chaetothyriales; Herpotrichiellaceae
Exons: 2
Coding region: 1-474 (157 amino acids)
Source: RefSeq, a predicted model, not a curated record
AUGUCUCCAAGUACUGACGAUGGAAAGUAUUUCAGUGUCUAUAAGGUCCAAUACCGCCUUGCAGUGCAGGACCCCGAUAUGCCUCAGCCAAGAUAUCACACUGUAAUCUUUGUGGAGACAAAGGAUGAUAAGAGCGGCUACAUUCACCAUGUCACUGGAGAUCUGGUAGGGGGUAUGAGAUAUGAGAGAAAGCCAGGUCACCAGCCGGAGCAAUCACAGACCUUCCAUGGCAAACAGCUUCUGGGUAGAGUCAGAGAAAGUAAAUACUCUCGACUUCACGAAAUCUGUGCCCAACAGCCUGCCCCGGGGAAACAGAAGAAGUUCAAUCCGACGACCAUGAGGACAGAGCCAAUUAAGCCGAACGGUGAUUUUUACCAGCCCGGAGAGCCACGUCAGAGACUGAUCAAAUGCACCGAGUGGACUUUGGAACGAGCGAUUCCAGCGCUGCAGAGAGAAGGUAUUCUCGAGGCGUAG